Molecule: messenger RNA, 2410 nt
Organism: Vombatus ursinus (common wombat)
Lineage: Eukaryota; Metazoa; Chordata; Mammalia; Diprotodontia; Vombatidae
Gene: GIMAP8
Product: GTPase, IMAP family member 8
Exons: 7
Coding region: 411-1913 (500 amino acids)
Cellular component (GO): endoplasmic reticulum
Molecular function (GO): GTP binding
Source: RefSeq, a predicted model, not a curated record
GACAACUUAGCACACACUUGAGUAACUUUCUCUUUGAUGUCCAGAGUUCACAAUGUUACUCUACACUGGGGAUAUUAUGAGGACUUUCAUACAAAGCUGUUUUUAAUAUCCUGUCCUUCAGGGAGGGAAAAGAAGGCUGCUCUCAAGAGUAGCUGGCCAAAAGAAAGUCAAUAGUUUUAUUUCCCUGCCUCCUCUGAUCUUCUAAGGACUUAGCCGGAAACUGCAUUAUUGGGAGAGGAGCCCAGGGAACUGAAGGAAAAGGAGUUUGGGGCCAAGCUGAGAGUGUCCGGAGCCAGAUAACAAGGACAGAGAUACUGGUGCUGCCCAGAAGUGGACCGUGGGGCCUCUGAAAGCCUAUGUGAAGUGUGAGGGGCACGCAAAGUGAACAGAAAUUUCAGCAAAUUACAGACAUGGAUUACCCAGAAAGGCUCCAAGAUAGACAACAAGAACCAGAUGACAAGAGCCAGGAGCAGGGGAGAGAGCCAGAACUGGCCUCUGGAUCCUCAGAACUGAGAAUUCUCCUCUUGGGGAAACAUGGUGCAGGGAAGAGUGCAACAGGAAACAGCAUCCUGGGGAAGCGAGUGUUUGAGUCCAAGUUCAAUGACUUUCCAGUGACCAAAACUUGCAAGAAAGAAAGUGGAACUGUGGGGAAGAGGGAAGUUGUGAUCAUUGAUACUCCUGAUCUUUUCUCUCCAAGGAUCUCUACUGAAGAGAGGGAACAAGAGAUCAGGCACUGCAUCACCCUCUGUUCCCCUGGCCCCCACAUCCUGCUCUUGGUGACCCCUCUUGGCCAUCACACAGUGGAAGAUAAAGAGAUAGUGAAGGGCAUUCAGGAGUUCUUUGGAGCUGAAGCCAGGAGGCACAUGUUACUUCUCUUCACAAGGAAAGAAGAUCUGGGAGAUGAGUUACUUCCAGUGUAUGUUGAAGAAACUGAUAAUGAGUACCUGAAGGAGCUGGUUCAGGACUGUGGGAAUCGGUACUGUGCUUUCAACAACAAAGUAGAUGGGGAAGAACAGAAUUCUCAGGUUCAGGUGCUCCUUAAGCACAUUGAAUUGCUGAUGAAGGAGAAAGGUGGCCAGUGCUAUGCUGAAUUUAAUGUAAAUAGAAGAAAGCAAACAAAUACUAAAGAUUCUGAGGCAGAUGUUACCAAUCCUACCAGAGGUCCUAUAAAUGAAAAUAUUCUGAGCCUCAUCCUUGUAGGGAGAACUGGGACUGGGAAGAGCUCAACUGGGAACACCAUUAUUGGGGAACAUACUUUUGAAGCCAAACUUGCUGGAAAAUCAAUCACUAAGACCUGUCAGAACAAGAAGAGAACCUGGAAAGAGAAGAGUAUUAUAAUUGUUGAUACUCCAUCCUUUGACCUUACCCUGGCUAGUGAAGAUCUUUCUAAACAAAAGGAAGAAGUCAUUCAUAGCCUAUACCUAUCUCAAGGACCCAGGGUUUUCAUUCUGGUGAUUCAGCUGGGCAGGUUCAUUCAAGAAGAUGAGAAGAGCAUUAGGGAACUAAAAACCAUAUUUGGAGAUGAGAUCACUGAGUACAUGAUUGUGCUCUUCACCAGGAAAGAAGAUCUAAGUACUACUGGGACACUGGAGAAUUACAUCAAGGCUUUAAAUAAUAAACCUCUUAAGAAGCUAAUUAAACAGUGUGGAGGAAGAGUUUGUGCUUUUAACAACAAAGAAAGUGGUCCAGCUCAGGAAAAUCAAGUUAAUGAGCUCUUGGAAAUGGUGGAUAAACUGGUCCAGAGUCAUGGAGGUCAAGGCUAUCCUGCCAGUGAUAAACCUGAGACUUAUACCAGAAGGAUUAAAGAUUUCCAGAGGAAAAAAUUAUUCAAGACAAGAGACAAAUUGGUAACAGUUAUGGGGGUUAGGCUGGAAGCAGGAUCUGGGGGACCAAGGCUGGUUUUUGGCUCUUAGGCUUACUUGGAGAAGAAACCACACUAUGAGCCCCCAGCUUCCCAGAAAUGACUAAAUGAAGCCUCACUAGAAACCAAACCAAGUGGGGUGCAACCCCAAUCUUCCUUGCCCAAAGCCACUUGUUCUGAUUGCUAGCAUCUGCCUCCCUUGCCUCUACCCAUUGGCUUCCAAUCUACCAUUGCUGUUUCUGCCUUCCUGAGCAAGGCAACAUUGUUUAGGGCUAGUCUGAAUGAGAUUUGGACUGAGUAUUCCCUAUUAUAUCUCUCAAGAAACUUGAGAGGUAUUCAAUGUGUGGUGUGGGAAUCAGAAUAGGAAAUGAAUUGAGUGAAGUAACUAAGUGUAUAUAUUUUUUGAAGAAAAAAAUGUAGUUUGAUUGACCAAAUAUUGAGCGUCUUUCUAUUCUUUAGAAGGUAUAUAUUAGUUUUGGCCACUUUUUCAUAUAAUAACUAAGUUGCUUGAAGUCAGGAAUUCAAUAAAAGUACUCCUGAUAAACUCAA